AUGCCACCCAAGGUUACUUGAGUUAAUCGUGGUCUAACCAUAAAGCGGAUUAAAGGGGACGUCCCGAUACAUGCUAUCUCCCACAUCAAUGGUAAAGAGAUUCUAGCUGUGGGAAUGGGCGCAAUCAUGGCUAUACACCGAAAUAAUGAACAUCCCAUGAUCUUUACCGACUCUUCGGUGGCCUAUUACACCUUUAGAUAAGGUGGCUCAAGAUCGCCAUCACUGGAAGUCAUUAUCACACAAAUUAUGAUUAAACUAGGACUCCCCAACUUUACGGCGAUCUCCCAGAACAUACAGUGGAUCCCUACCGAGGAUAACCCGGCCGACCUUCCAUCAAGAACUUGGAUGGCGCCAAGACGACACUUAGAUCUUUUCGAGGGACCUAUUCUAGAAGGAGAGAUACUAUUACAGCAAGACGACGAGUCGUUAUUCGGACCCCAGUCUGACCAAGCUACACCGUCGCUUAUCUCCGGUCUCUCGAUACAGGAUAGUGAUACUUCAACCGUUUCAUAUAAUUGGGACCAGCUAUCCAUCGCUUCCCAAGAUUUGGCCUGACCCAUGUCAAUCAAAAUUUCAAAAUAAACAAACUAUUAGCCAGAACGAUUCAUCCCCUUUUAUAUUUAUUUGUAUAAAUACUUUUAUUACGCUAAUUUAUAAUCAUUGUUUAUUUCUAUUGUCUAUACUGAAAAUUUUGAUUAACAAUAAAGGCCUUGGGACAUUGAAGCCAUAAAGGCCAAGAUGUCCGGUUAUUUCCAUGUUUUGCCUGAAAGGGCAAAAACAUAGAAAUGAAAUAACUGCGAGAGCUUUUAUAUUUAUUUGUAUAAAUACUUUUAUUACGCUAAUUUAUAAUCAUUGUUUAUUUCUAUUGUCUAUACUGAAAAUUUAUUCGUAUUAAACCUUUAAUCCGCUUUAUGGUUAGACCACGAUUAACUCAAGGAACCUUGGGUGGCAUUAGACCACCGCUGGAUCCCGCUAACCUACCGCCUGGACAACCCUUGAACUUGGAUGGCACUAAUCUCAUACUCACGCCAGACAACUCCAUGGAUACCGUCCCCGUUGAUCCCAGCACCCGAGCUAUUAUCAUGGCCAUGAACGCCAUAUCCGACCGAAUGGCAGCGUUAUCUACGCAAGUGAACGAGGAUCGACAAAGGCAACGUACACCAUCACCUAGACACAUGUCUACCCCUAGAGAAAGGGGCCCUGGUGUAUUGGGCACGCAAACUUCUGAAGCUCUUCUACCGUUAGCCACACCGAGCGCGCCGCCCAUCGCGCACCCGGUACCACUCGAGCCUCCCGCGACGUCCGCGGAAGCCUAUGACAGACUCAUGAAGGUCUGGGCAGGACUGCAGCAAGAUCUCCUCGAACCUAGAUGCAAAGCAAAUGAUAGGGACCGCCACGAGAUCAAGCAUAUCGCAGAGGUGUUGGAUAUUCUGUCGCCGGACUCCGACAUCAGUAUGCUAAAAAUUCAGGCUAAGAGAAUCCGAGUGCUAGCACUAGCCAUCCAUUGGAACUGGAAAACGGCGAGGAAUAAUGACGCUUCAUAUCAAGAGAAGUUCUUAUGCGGGGAAAAUAUAACCGUUUACCAUGACCCCGUGCCCUUUCGAGAUAGGGGCCGUGCAGGAGCCUCCACCUCUACCUAUCGUAAGCGUCCUGAAAGGAAGGAUGCGGCUAUAUAUAUAUAUAUAUAUAUAUAUAUGCGUUAAAAAAUCUCAAAUAUAAAAUU
This is a messenger RNA of Gordionus sp. m RMFG-2023, 1723 nucleotides long. RefSeq lists its product as uncharacterized. The transcript is spliced from 2 exons. The record is from RefSeq and is a predicted model, not a curated record. NCBI's taxonomy places the organism in Eukaryota, Metazoa, Nematomorpha, Gordioida, Chordodea, Parachordodidae. The coding region runs from base 912 to 1703 and encodes 263 amino acids.